CUUUCUAGCAUGCAAAAUUUUAUCUUGUCUUCCCUUGCAAUAAUAGUGCGGUUCAAGGGUCAUGGGGCGGCGUUUGAAUUGGUUUGGCAGACAGCUUCCGGAAUGGGUUUUGGGUUGCUUUAUCGCUCGUGUUUCUUCUUUCAGGACAAUUGGGGGCCUUGGUACUUGAGCCCUUUACGAAUCAACCAUGAUGUCGCGUGUGACGCUGCUGCUUAUUGGCAUCGUCUUUCAUGUCGUCUAUUUAUUCAGUAUUUUCGACAUUUAUUUCACGUCGCCUUUGGUGCAUGGCAUGACCCCUCAUAAAAGUCCUCUUGCGCCACCGGCCGAUCGACUGUUCCUUAUUGUCGGCGACGGAUUACGAGCCGAUAAACUGUUUGAGCUGGAAGAUGGGACCACUCGUGCACCGUUUUUGAGAAAGAUUAUAGAAGAGCAAGGUGCUUGGGGUGUAUCUCACACUCGUGUGCCCACAGAAUCACGGCCAGGUCACGUCGCCAUAAUUGCAGGCUUUUACGAAGAUGUCAGUGCGGUGACCACCGGAUGGACGAUGAAUCCCGUUAACUACGAUUCGCUCUUUAACGAAUCUCAACACACCUGGUCGUUUGGUUCACCGGAUAUUCUGCCCAUGUUUCAACAUGGUGCAAGUGAUCCCAAUCGUAUCGAGACAUUCAUGUACCCACCCGAAUUUGAAGAUUUCUCAGAAGAGGCAUCGCAUUUGGAUACGUGGGUGUUUGAUCAUGUCAAGGCACUUUUCCGUAACGCAACCAGCAGCCCAGAGUUGAAUCGUCAACUACGGCAAAAGAAGAUCGUCUUCUUUUUACAUUUGCUCGGUCUGGACACCAACGGCCACGGUUUCCGUCCUCACUCAAAGGAAUACCACAACAAUAUUCGAUUGGUGGAUGCUGGAAUUGCAGACCUGGUAGAGAUGGUGGAGGAGUUUUAUGGUCACGAUGGACGAACAAGUUAUGUAUUCACGGCGGAUCACGGUAUGAAUAAUCGUGGAGCCCAUGGUGAUGGUCAUCCCGAUAAUACGCGAACACCUAUUGUUGCAUGGGGUGCGGGAAUUCGGCAACCAUUGUACACGGGCCUGAAUCAUGAUGAAUUUUCGGCUCCCUGGGGAUUGGACCGCGUACAGCGGGAUGAUAUUAAGCAAGCCGACAUUGCUCCCUUAAUGGCCAGUUUAAUUGGUGUUCCGUUUCCCGUCAAUUCGGUCGGUGAACUUCCACUGACGUUUCUCAAAGCCGAUGAAUAUUACAAGGCCCAGGCAGCGUUUACCAAUGCUCGACAAAUCUUGGCUCAAUACCAAGUGAAGAACGAUGAAAAGGCGGCUUCCGAGUUGUUCUUUCGACCGUUUCCACCAUUAUCAGGAGAUCACAGUCCCGAAGCUUUCAUGGCCAACAUUCAGUCCUUGAUCGAUGCCAAAGAUUAUGCCGAGGCAGAACGCAUGUCAAAAGAGUUGAUCGAUCUCAGCUUGCGAGGUUUGCGUUACUUUCAAACUUAUGAUUGGUUCUUCCUUCGUAGCAUCAUCACCUUGGGCUACGUCGGCUGGUGUAUAUUUUGCCUUGAAUACGUGCUUCGCCACUACGUAUUGGGCGAACAGACAACAGCGCCUGCCGAUGGGUUCGGAAAGCUGGAUGCAAUCGGUCUGGCGAUUUUCGGUCUGAUUGCCAGCAUGAUUGUUUAUCAAAAAAUGCCUCUCAUCUACCAUGCCUACGUGUUAUUCCCCGUAUUUUUCUGGAAUCAGGUUUUGCGCAACCGUGCGUCUCUGGUCAAUGCACUUGGAUCGGUCCGUCAUUUUGGUGCGCAAAAGUUGGGAUUGUUGAUAUUCGGUACCCUUUUUUGUAUGGAAGCUUUGGUGUACAGCUUCUUUCAACGCGAAGUUCUCUCGGUUUUGUUUCUGCUUCUGACAGCGUGGCCCGUGGUAGCAGCUGAGCACAUGCAAAAAGAAUCACGCUCUUUGAGAUUAGGCUGGGCCUUGUCGUGUCUAUGCACCAGUAUAUUUACGCUUUUGCCCGUUGAAAAGGGAGAGGAUAUUUUCAUGGUAUUAUGCGGCGGUUGUCUUGGCUUGAUGCUUUCCGGGUAUGCCACGUUGGUUCUUCGUCGGGCCGGACGUAUCACACCUAUGCAAACUACCAUUGCCUUGGCCCAAAUGACUACGAUCGCGGUGAGCAUGGUCCUCGUGUAUUCUACUUCGACAAGUCUUGCCAAUCGUCAAGGAUUGCCUCUCAUCAACCAGAUACUCAGUUUAGCGAUCGUCGCCAUCUCCAGUGUGUUUCCUUUCAUUUACCGUGGACCGGCCGAAACCGACUAUUUCACUCGGCUACUGAUCAUCUGUCAAACCUUCUUUCCGCUCAUGAUUAUUUUAAGCAUUUCGUAUGAAGCAUUAUUCUACGUGUGCUUUUGCACGACAGUGUUGCUGUGGCUCCAAAUGGAACGAGCACUGUACCGUCCUCUGCAAGACAUCAAGACACGGCCUUUGCAGGCCAGCGACGGUCGUAUCGUGGUCAUGUUUUUAUUCUUCAUCAAUGUGGCGUUCUUUGGUACCGGCAAUAUUGCAUCGCUCAGCAGUUUCUCAUUAGCCAGCGUCUACCGUCUGAUCACCGUGUUCAAUCCUUUCAUUAUGGGAGCGCUUCUGAUCAUCAAAGUGCUGGUCCCCUUCUUUGUAGUCUCGGCGGUGCUUGGGAUUAUGGGGGCUAGUUUGGAUCUGCCUUCGUUUGCGUUGUUCUUGGUGGUGCUCAGUAUCACGGACGUACAAACGAUCAAUUUCUUUUACUUUGUCUCUGAUUUUGGCAGUUGGCUUGAAAUCGGAACGGGGAUCAGUCAUUUUUGUAUUGCGGAAUUAUUCAUCAUUUUCACCAUCCUCCUCUUUCUACUCUCCCGCCUGCUGGUUGGUCAUCUCCACUUAGCUAAGCGAAAAUUUGACUAGACACCUGCUACAUCCAUUAUCCCCCUUGGCGACGCUAACUCUGUUGAAUGACCCGAAGCGUAGCGAAGGGGCUUAUUCAGUCGAAGCGAAGCGAGACAAGAGGUAGCUAGUUGACUUAAGAGCAUUUUUGGGAGCUUACCCUAUAUCUAAAAGUCGUAAAAUUCUUAUUUGAUUAGUCGCUUACCUUGCUGCCUCUUUUCGAUCUUUAGAAGUAUCCAUUUAUUUUUCUUCUAUUCUAGGAUAAAUGGCCCCUC
This is a messenger RNA of Radiomyces spectabilis, 3177 nucleotides long. RefSeq names its product Phosphatidylinositolglycan class N-domain-containing protein. The transcript has 9 exons. The record is from RefSeq and is a predicted model, not a curated record. Gene Ontology annotation, cellular component: endoplasmic reticulum membrane. Gene Ontology annotation, molecular function: mannose-ethanolamine phosphotransferase activity. Lineage: Eukaryota; Fungi; Mucoromycota; Mucoromycetes; Mucorales; Radiomycetaceae. Gene Ontology annotation, biological process: GPI anchor biosynthetic process. Bases 188 to 2923 code for a protein of 911 amino acids.